Molecule: messenger RNA, 594 nt
Organism: Adineta steineri
Lineage: Eukaryota; Metazoa; Rotifera; Eurotatoria; Adinetida; Adinetidae
Source: the annotation of a GenBank genome assembly
AUGGCAUUUUUUUGUGGUAGUUCCAAAUCAAAAGAUGAUGUUUAUCGUAAUAAUGAUUUAGACAAACGAAUAAAACAAUGUAAACAAGGUGAAAUGGAUUUAUCUUCAAUGAAUUUAACUGAUGAUGAUAUUCAAAUUAUUGUUGAUAAAGUUAUUAAAAAAACUAAAUGUACAUCUUUAUCAUUAUCAAAAAAUCAAAUAACAUCAGAUGGUAUUCGAGUACUUUGUGAAUCAAUUAAAAAAAAUAAAAAUUUAACACAUUUAACAUUAUCAUCAAAUCCAAUUGGUGAUGAAGGAAUUAAAUAUAUCAAUGAUUUAAUUAUUAAUAGUCCUUUUAUUGUUCAACUAUCAUUAGCUGAUACUAAUUUAACUAAUAAUGGAAUUAUAACUUUUACUAAAGUACUUACUGGAAAAGGUUUAGCAUUAAGAGGUAUUGAUCUUCGAUCAAAUAAAUCUAUUACAGAUUCAUCUGUCGAAUAUUUUCUUCAAAUGACUGAUAAAAAUGAAACAUUAUCAACUUGUAGAUUAGGUGAUUGUGGAUUUUCACAAGAUGGAAAAGAUAGACUUAAAGACGCAAAAGUUAUUAAAUGCUAA